Molecule: messenger RNA, 439 nt
Organism: Dimorphilus gyrociliatus
Lineage: Eukaryota; Metazoa; Annelida; Polychaeta; Dinophilidae
Source: the annotation of a GenBank genome assembly
AUUAUUUGCGUUUCCGGUUCCGCUUCGGUCUAGAGACGUUUUUCUACUAACUUUGAAGUAUUUAAGGAAUAUGGGUUCUAAGAAGCGCAAGGACAAAGAUAAGGAACGGGAAAGAGAUCAGGAAAGAGAUAGAGAUUCUAAAAGAGAUCGUAAAAGAAAGCGGGGAGACCACGAUAGUUAUGAUGACGACAAUUUGAAAAGGGAGCGUAGAGAACCUAGUGCAGAAGACAGGCGAGGAGACAAACGAGACAGAGAAAGGGAAGGUAGCAAACGGGAUCCUGAUUUAGAGAGAAAACGUAACAAAGACCAUGAAAAAGACGAAGAAAAACGAUCAAAACGGGCGUCUAACAGUGAUGAUGAUAUAGCACCUUCAUCAGCUGGAGGAGAUAUUUCACUAAGCGUAGACGAAACUAAAGGAAAAAGAUUCGUUAAAGGAUGA